Messenger RNA from Amaranthus tricolor (Joseph's coat), 2689 nucleotides. Its product is annotated as NADH dehydrogenase [ubiquinone] iron-sulfur protein 1, mitochondrial-like. The coding region runs from base 188 to 2416 and encodes 742 amino acids. The record is from RefSeq and is a predicted model, not a curated record. Gene Ontology annotation, biological process: ATP synthesis coupled electron transport. Gene Ontology annotation, molecular function: NADH dehydrogenase (ubiquinone) activity; iron-sulfur cluster binding. NCBI's taxonomy places the organism in Eukaryota, Viridiplantae, Streptophyta, Magnoliopsida, Caryophyllales, Amaranthaceae. The transcript is spliced from 5 exons. Gene Ontology annotation, cellular component: membrane.
GGGAUCUCUCAAACAGACGUCUCGUUUGAGAAUUUGGGACAAGUCAAUACUCUCGGGUCACAGCAUUCCGGAUGAUGGCCAAACAAAGCCCACGUAAAAGAGAAAAUGGUGGCCGCGUCUUCCACAAGCAUUCACAGGAAGAGCCGAGUGGAAAGGAGAGAGAAAACAAUUGCGAGAAAACACAAAAAUGGGGUUAGGCUCAUUGACAUCUCGAACAAUGAUUCGGCGAGCAUCACCCUUACUCCAUAGAUCUCUCAUUCGAUCAGUAGUUUCAACUCCUCAGCUCAAUAAUCCUGAUUCUGCUGCUGCUGCUGAGGCAAUUCCAGAUCCUCCUCCUCCACCACCUCGUCCCCCAAUCAACAAUGCUAGGGUUCAUUUCCCUAAUCCUGAAGAUGCUAUUGAAGUUUUCGUUGAUGGCUACUCCGUCAAAAUUCCUAAGGGAUUCACUGUUCUUCAAGCUUGUGAGGUUGCUGGUAUUGAUAUUCCUCGAUUUUGCUAUCAUAGUCGUCUUUCAAUUGCUGGGAAUUGUCGUAUGUGUUUGGUUGAAGUCGAGAAAUCUCCUAAACCUGUUGCCUCUUGUGCUAUGCCCGCUCUUCCUGGGAUGAAGAUAAAGACAGAUACUCCAUUAGCGAAGAAAGCUCGGGAGGGAGUAAUGGAGUUCUUACUUAUGAAUCAUCCUCUAGAUUGUCCUAUAUGUGACCAGGGUGGAGAAUGUGACCUCCAAGAUCAGUCUAUGGCCUUUGGUUCUGAUAGGGGUCGCUUUACUGAAAUGAAAAGAUCAGUUGUUGAUAAGAACUUGGGUCCCCUUGUUAAAACUGUCAUGACUCGAUGUAUCCAGUGUACAAGAUGUGUAAGGUUUGCAAGUGAGGUAGCUGGAGUUCAGGAUCUUGGUAUGUUAGGCCGUGGUAGUGGUGAGGAAAUUGGGACUUAUGUUGAAACGCUUAUGACAAGUGAGCUGUCCGGCAACGUAAUUGAUAUUUGUCCAGUUGGAGCCCUUACUUCAAAACCUUUUGCAUUUAAGGCCCGAAAUUGGGAGUUGAAGGGAACUGAGAGUAUUGAUGUCACAGACGCUGUUGGAUCAAACAUACGGAUUGAUAGUAGAGGACCAGAGGUGAUGCGUAUCGUUCCACGACUCAAUGAGGAUGUAAAUGAAGAAUGGAUUUCAGAUAAAACACGGUUCUGCUAUGAUGGUCUGAAGAGGCAAAGAUUAAAUGACCCCAUGAUUCGUGGUUCUGAUGGACGUUUUAAUACUGUCAGCUGGCGAGAUGCCCUUGAUGUGAUUGCUGAUGUUGUUCACAAAGUUAAACCAGAAGAGAUUGUGGGUGUUGCUGGUAAAUUGUCUGAUGCUGAGGCUAUGAUGGCGUUGAAGGAUUUCUUGAACAAGAUGGGAUCGAAUAAUGUCUUGUGUGAAGGAAAUGGCACACAACCUCAAGCUGAUCUGCGUUCUGGUUAUCUUUUGAACACCGGCAUUUCUGACCUUGAAAACGCAGAUGUCUUUCUUCUCGUGGGCACCCAGCCUAGAGUUGAAGCUGCCAUGGUAAAUGCCAGAAUCCGGAAAGCAGCACGAAAUAACCUUGCUAAGGUUGGUUAUAUUGGUCCUGCUGCGGAGUUCAACUAUGACUAUGAACAUCUUGGAACAGGCCCGCAGACCCUGCAAGAAAUCGCUGAAGGCCGUCAUUCAUUUUUCUCGGCCAUCAAAAAUGCUAAGAACCCAGCUAUUAUUGUUGGUGCUGGACUCUUUGAGAGAGAGGAUAAAGAUGCAAUCCUAUCUGUUGUUGAAACCAUUGCAAAGUCAGCAAAUGUAAUUAGACCAGACUGGAAUGGUCUUAAUGUUUUGUUGUUAAAUGCUUCCCAAGCAGCUGCCCUGGACCUUGGUCUUGUGCCGGAAUCUGACAAAAGUAUUGAGUCUGCUAAGUUUCUGUAUCUUAUGGGUGCGGAUGACGUGAACUUGGACAAGCUUCCGAAUGACGCAUUCGUUGUGUAUCAGGGUCACCAUGGUGAUCAGAGUGUAUAUCGUGCCAAUGUCAUUUUGCCUGCAUCGGCUUUCUCCGAGAAGGAAGGUACAUAUGCAAAUACUGAAGGUCGCACUCAGAAAACCAUUCCGGCAGUUCCUACUGUUGGAGAUGCUAGGGAUGACUGGAAAAUAAUUAGGGCCUUAUCUGAGACAGCUGGAGUGAGGUUGCCUUAUGAUUCCCUAAAUGAUAUUCGACAGCGAAUGAGGACUGUCGCGCCAAACUUACUAAGCAUAGAUGAACGGGAACCAGCUACUUUCUCUGCAUUGAUUAAGCCCGAUAUCAAGAAGGAAGUGAAUCCAGCUCCUUUUAAGUCAGCAAUUGAAAAUUUCUAUAUGACCGACUCGAUUACCAGGGCGUCAAAGAUAAUGGCUCAGUGCUCUUCUCAGCUGUUGAAAAAGUGAAUUACUUUCCCUUGGCAAUAAUUUUAGCAGGAAGAAUCUUCUUCCAAGCCCUGGGCGUUUCAGCUUUAUACUUGUAUUUUUGAGAGUUUCCGAUUGCUUUUUGGCAUUUACUUUGUAGUUGGGGUUGUCAGCUGCUUUAGUUCGAUAUUCGUUGUGGUAUUUUUUCAAUAAUAUUUCCAAAUUUUCCAGAGGCUAUUUUCUCCCAUAAUUGUAAUGUGUAUGAUACUGUUUGAGAAUUAAGAUGUCUUUUGUGAGCGUUCUUAGUCGAAUAAA